Geodia barretti is the source of this 3933-nucleotide messenger RNA. The record is from the annotation of a GenBank genome assembly. NCBI's taxonomy places the organism in Eukaryota, Metazoa, Porifera, Demospongiae, Tetractinellida, Geodiidae.
AUGUGGGCAGUAAUAGCCAUCAUUAUUUAUUGGUCCUUGAGUAUCUCAACAGUCUCAGCCUGCACAGACUGUAUCAUCGUUAACAGCAAAACUGGACACGAUAAUUCUUCAUGCCUGGAGGAAACAUCAACGUUUUACUGCAGGACACUUGGAUAUGUUCUCACUAAUGCUGCCUCUCUCAAUAACACUGAAAUAAUCUUGUUUGGAGACCACUCCAUCACCCAGACUCUGACAGUGUUUCGAGUAGAAGGUCUCACGAUACGAGGAGGUGGAAAAGUGUCUUCCAUUAUUACAUGCGCCCAUUCAUCCCAUGAGAAUAACCAGGGAUGUGGGCUGCUAAUCCACUUUGCCAAAAGGGUAAGAGUAAUCAGUGUCAUUUUUGAAAGCUGCGGAACGCUUCAGUUCAGCACGACAGUAAGAAACUAUAGAAAUGUUAAGUAUCGUUCUGCUGUCUACAUCAUCAACAGCACGGAUAUUCAGUUCAUUGAAACAGGUUUCCACAAGAGUAUUGGCAGAGGAAUAUCCAUGCAUGAUGUGGAUGGUAAUGUUGAAAUACGUGACAGUUCAUUUAAGGAAAACAUGGUCCUGCCAAAUGAUACUUUGGUGUUUGGUGGAGGAAGCAUUUAUAUUGAAUUCACUUACUGUUCGCCAGGCUACUCAAGAUGUGAUCCUGAUUCUAACACUCACAAUAAGAACAGCAGGUACUUGAUCGAGGGAUGUGUGUUUGAAGGCAAUAGAGCCUCAAAUAAAGAAGUCACACAACAGACGCACAUUGUCCAGUUCCGCAUCUUGCCAGGUAGCGAUGGCAAUAAUGCAGGCCAAGGAGGCGGGCUUCAUGUCAUUAUCAAGGGUUCAAGUUUCAAUAACACGGUGAUAGUUCAGAACUGUACCUUUCACAACAAUUCAGCUCUCUGGGGAGGAGGAAUUGAUGCAAUAUUUCUGGACAGGGCUAGCAACAACACUUUCCAAGUUAACCAAUGUAUUUUCAGUAAUAAUCGUGCCCCAGAUAGAGGUGGGGGUGCCCUGCAGUUAGGAUUUUUGGGAGCUGAAGGCAUAGCUCAGAACAGUAUUGUUGUGGAAAAUACGAAAUUUGUCGAGAAUUCUGCAGGGUGGGGAGCUGCUAUCGCAUUCUUCUCUAGUCGAUCAAAAAGCAAUUUAAACACCAGAUUAACUGUCACUAACUGUGUUUUUGAGAAUAAUUCGGCACCCAUAGGGGCGGCUGUACAUCUGAAACCGGAGGCACGACAGUCCAUAUACGAGGGUCGCACACCAGUUGCAAAGUUUUCUAACUGUAAUUUCACUAAGAAUAAGGUCCUCUACACAGGAUCCUUUCUGAACAUCGCUAAUGAUGAAAUAUCUCAACAUGUUCUGGAGUCUGGAACAGUAGACAUUGAAUCACUCGAAAUUGAUUUUUCAAACUACGUUUCGUUCACUGAUAACCAAGGUAGUGCCAUUGUGGCCAAUUCCGCUCAGGUGAACGUGUUGGAGAACACUAGAUUAUAUUUUGUGAAUAACACUGCCACAAAUGGUGGAGCAAUGGCUCUACUUGGUUUCUCGGUCCUGGAGCUCCACCCUGGGUCUCAGGUGCUGUUUGAAUCAAAUCAUGCCAGUGAACUAGGUGGAGCUGUGUAUGCCACUUCACCUCAUCAAACUGAGUUCAUAUUCUCCCACAAGUGCUUUAUCUCAUUCAGAGGCGAAAAUUUCAACGACCCUGACAAGUGGAACACGACACUGACAUUUGUCAAUAAUUCUGCAAGGUACGGCUAUGUGAUCUUCACCGACUCAGUCCUUCCGUGUGUGAAACAGAUUGGAGCAAUAUAUACCAACAUAUCAGCAGCGUUCCAAUGGAACUCAUUCCAAAUUACUCCGAGUAUUGGAGAAUACACAAUAGCCACCAGUCCAGCUGCCAUUAACUUUACUCUCCCACAGGAAAUAUCCCCAGGAGAAAUGAUCAGUGUCCAUCCAACAUCAGUGGAUGAUCUUAACCAAUCCAUUCCUAUUGCAUUCAAAGUCAUCCUUGGCAGCUUUGGAGAUACAGUUGAAACUAAUCCCUUUAUUGCUGAUGAUGGGCAUUUGAAAAUCAAUGGAAAACCUGGAACGCAAUUUACCCUUACUCUUCUAACACAAAACACUCGACACGUUUCUUCCACUCAGAGUGGAAGAUUGGGGGACUGCCCUCUUGGCUUCGGACUGGUUAACAAUUCAGUGUGUGUCUGUUCUGCUAGUUUACCUCACAGAGAGUAUGUUGGGGUGAUAGGCUGUGACUUCGUCAACUUCCGCGCAUUGCUUCAGGUUGGCUACUGGAUAGGAUGCAGUGAAACCAAGCGUGUCGUGACUGGUGUAUGUCCUUUGAACUUGUGCAGCUACAAAACCCGUUCAGUGCUGCCCAUUUCAAGGACUUGUGACGGUCUGAAUGAGGAAACAAAAAUCUGUGUUGAAAAUAGAAGAGGACAGCUUUGUGGAGAAUGUGAAAACGGAUACUCUGUUUACGCACAUUCUGAUAAACUACACUGUGGAAAGUGCCCACACGGAGCAGUGGGGAUUCUUGCAUUCCUAGCUAGUGAAAUUGUUCCACUCUUCUUACUCUUUGUUGGCAUAAUGGCAAUGAAGAUAAAGAUCACAUCAGGAUUUGCACAGAGCUUCUUACUGUUUGCGCAGUCAUUUUUCCUAAUCAACCACGCCCCUUCAUUACGACCACUCUCGGAUACCAGUUCGAUACUGCUUAGAAUCCACACAUUUAUUAUUGGAUUCUUUAACUUGUCAUUUUUUUAUCUGGAUGAAAUGUCCUUCUGUCUCUGGAGAGGAGCAACUGCACUGGAUGUCGUUGCAUUUCGCUAUGUGUCAACUUUUUCAACCGUUCUUUUUCUUGCUAUCUUUAUUCUCGUAGUUAAGAAAACGAAAACUCACAAACUUGAAUCCUCCUGCUUUCUGCUUGCUAGAUUUCAAGGAAUGAUAAAAAAGAUGAAGCUUUUUAAAAACUCCGUUGUUCACGGAAUUUCUACAUUUCUCAUUCUCUCCUACUACCAUUACACGACCACAUCAUUUCAAAUCUUGAAUCGGAGUUCAGUGAACGGCGAAGGUGGUGUGAAUGUUAGGUCUGUGGCCUUUAUCCAAGGUAGUGUUGACUAUUUUGGACCCCACCACCUCCCAUAUGCCAUUCCAGCUUUGCUAGUGUUGAUAUUCCUCUCUCUUCCUCCACCUCUUCUGCUCAUCUCUUACCCACUGCUCUGGAAGGUCAAAGCAAAACUGAGACGUAGUAAUGCGGAAAAUGAAAAUGACACAACUCUGUGGCCAAUUCGUAAACUUCUACCCCUCAUUGACUCAUUCCAGGGAGUGUUCAGAGACAACUGCCGUAUGUUUGCUGGUCUCCUAUUCCUGUGGAAAUUGGUUCUGAGUGCCAUCGUUGCAUUGUCGACGGAUUUGACAGAAUUAUUCCUUCUGAUCGAGAUUGCACUUCUCAGCAUUUUGACCAUCCAUGCUCUGGUGAGACCAUACAAACGAAGACUGUACAAUGUUGUUGAUGGAAUGAUGCUGGCCAACAUGGCACUCAUUAACUUGCUUAAAUGGUAUGUGUCAGUGCCAUCAACUAGUGACAUAAGCAGCCAAGUUGUUGAACUACUUGUCACAAUACAACUGUUCCUACUGUAUCUUCCUUUGAUUUGUGUGGGAGGAUACACCGUUUUUCGGCUUUUGAAAAGAUUUCGUGUCAUCCCCGAUGAGCUAAAGUUUUCCUUGGCUGAAGAAGGAGCAUCAAUUGCCGGUAAUAAUGGUGUGAAAAGAAAGGAGACAUUUAAGCGAAGAGAAACGUGUGAAGAUGAGGAUCUGUUUAGCCGUGCAGCAGAGCUCAAUACUCUACCCAGCAAGAAUGUGACAUGCAGUGAGGCUGGGAUUGAAACCAACAAUACCACCAUAUCAACCCUGGGCACUGACUGA